Stegodyphus dumicola is the source of this 831-nucleotide messenger RNA. Its product is annotated as SCAN domain-containing protein 3-like. The record is from RefSeq and is a predicted model, not a curated record. Lineage: Eukaryota; Metazoa; Arthropoda; Arachnida; Araneae; Eresidae.
AUGGACAAGUUUUUGAAAAGGAAAGAACUGGACUCUGAACAAAAUCUGGAGCCAGAUGAGAGCCCGAGUAUGAGUGGGGGUCAAAAGAAAGCAAAGAUGGUUAAAUUCUCUGGCGCAAGGCAAUAUAGCGAAAGCUAUAUUUCAGUUGGAUUUACUUUCACUGGAGAUGAACACAAACCAACUCCACUGUGCGUGGUGUGUGGUGAAAAGCUAGCUAACCCUGCUAUGGUCCCAAGCAAACUUAAACGCCAUCUCCAAAUGAAACACCCUUUGCUUCAAAACAAGAAUGUGGACUAUUUUGUUCGCCUGCGUGACAACAUGGAGAAACAGGCAACUUUUAUGAGAAAAACAACAAAGGUAAAUGAAAGAGCUCUUAAAGCUAGCUAUCAAGUUGCUGAACUUAUAGCCAAGACAAAAAAGUCGCACACUGUGGCAGAGACAUUAAUACUUCCUGCCUGCAAAGCUAUUGUAGAGGAGAUGCUCGGACCUGAAGCAGCAAAGGAAAUAGCCAAAGUCCCUCCUCAAACAACACAAUUUCCAGACGUAUUAAUGACAUGUCUGCAGACAUCGAAAGUGUGGUUUUGGAAAAGAUCCGUAUCAGUAUUGCCAGAAAAAACAACAGGAGAAGAAAUUUUUCGGGUCACAUCAGAAUACCUUGAACAAGGAGGACUUAAGUGGGAAAACUGCACAAGUGUCUGCACCGAUGGAGCUGCAGCCAUGAUCGGGCGCACCAAAGGCCUUGUAAGCAGAGUGAAGGAAAGAAAUCCAGAUUAUUACGCAUUGUUUUUUACACCGCGAGGGCCUCGUAGCCAAGACUACCAUCAGCCUUAG